Molecule: messenger RNA, 2104 nt
Organism: Lutzomyia longipalpis
Lineage: Eukaryota; Metazoa; Arthropoda; Insecta; Diptera; Psychodidae
Product: sodium-coupled monocarboxylate transporter 2-like
Exons: 3
Coding region: 289-1971 (560 amino acids)
Biological process (GO): transmembrane transport; sodium ion transport
Cellular component (GO): membrane
Molecular function (GO): symporter activity
Source: RefSeq, a predicted model, not a curated record
AGCUACAAAUAUUAAACCUUUGGAACAAAUUAUAAAUCUUCUUUGAAGCAUCAAAGUGAAACAAUAAAAAAAUUAAUUUGUGAUCAUUCAGUAAUAAUCUCAUUAAUGUGGUCAUAACUGAUUAUACUGUCUUGUUUGCAAUUAAUUCGUGCUUUUAAUGGUAUUUUUUGUGACACUUUUUUGCUCCUUACUGUACUUUUAUAUGACAAAGUUUAAUUGCUCGUACAUAAUAGUUUGUGGUCAGUAUUGAGCGAGAUUUGGCAAGAGUCAGUUGAUGAAAAAUUCCAAAUGGAGAGUUUUGUGCUGAGCCUCGUGGACUUGGUAGUGUUUGUGGUGUCAUUUGGUGUGUCAGUGCUCAUUGGGAUCUACUAUGGAUUUGUGCGGAAGAAGCGUCAGAAUAACCCUACGGAGUACCUCCUGGGAGGUCGUCGGAUGCACGUUGUACCCGUUGCUGCAUCUCUCGUGGCAACACAGCUCUCAGGGCCAUCCCUCUUGGGCAUGCCGGCGGAGAUAUAUGCCUUUGGGACGCAGUAUUGGCUCAUCUUUCUCCCUGCUAUUGCGAUGACGGUUGUGGUUAUCAAAAUUCACCUGGAAGUGUUGUUUGAACAGAGCUCCUUCUCCAGCUUUGCCUACGUGAGUCGUCGAUUUGGGUGGCGCGUGAAGAAGAUGAUGAGUGGAAUUUAUGCUCUGUCAAUCCUCCUCUUCCUCCCGGUGGCCAUUUAUGUUCCCGCCUUGGCACUCAAUCAAAUGGUCGGUAUGAGCAUCCACACGUCUGCCAUAGUGUUGAGCAUUCUCUGCCUCUUCUACACCCUCGUCGGUGGCAUGAGGGCCAUCCUGUGGACGGACACACUCCAAUUGGCAUUGAUGCUGACGGCCACCCUCACAGCCACUGUCCUCGCCAUCUACACAGCUGGGGGUGUUGAGAGGGUGUGGGAGGCGGCAGAUCGAGGUGGUCGAUUAAUUUUCUUCAACAUGGACCCCAGUCCCGUUGUGAGGGUAUCCUUCUGGACAAUAGCAGUGGGGAAUCCAUUUGUCCUGCUUUUCCAUUUGGGCCUCAAUCCCACCAGCAUUCAGCGCUAUAUUUCUCUGCCAAAGAUUGAGGACGCCAAGAUUUGCCUCAUUACCAUGAGUGUGGGCUAUGUUCUCUUCAAUGUACUCUUCCUCAUUACCGGCCUGGCACUGUAUGCAAGCUACGAGACGUGUGAUCCCCUCAAAGUGGGCACUAUUCGGAAGAUCGAUCAAAUCCUGCCGCAUUUUAUUGUAGAACGAGGACGAAACAUUCCGGGAUUGGCGGGAAUUUUUGCUGCUGGAAUUUUCUCAGCAAGCUUGUCGUCCAUGUCGUCGUGCUUGAACACGCUAUCGGGAUGCAUUUAUGAGGAUUUCCUCUCCACCACUUUUGGGCACUUGUCGGAGAAGCACAAGAGUCUCUUGCUUAAGGGGAUUGUUCUGUGUGUGGGGGUGGUGCAGUUGGGGCUUGUCUUUGUCGUUGAUACCCUCGGGGCGGCUGUUUUUCAGCUCACAGUUUCCGUGCUCAGCAUUAGUGGGGGGAUUUCCGUUGGAAUCUUCACUGCGGGCAUGGUACUGCCCAAAAUGAAUGCUCAUGGAGCUUUCAGUGGAGGACUGGCAGCACUACUUGUCGUGGGUGGAAUCUCCGUGGGCGCUCAGAUGCGUCUCAAGGAGCAACCACUGCCCCUCAGGAGCGAUGGAUGCUCCAAUAUAACCAACAUAGCUACGACGACGCCAUUCUCAGAAGCGGAGGAUGACGUGGCGUGGAUAUUUCGCAUAAAUUACAUGUUUUAUGCAUUCGUGGGCUUUAUCCUUGUUCUCGCAAUUGGAUAUCCCGUCAGUGUCCUGACAGGUGAUGGUGAGAGGGUCAAGGAUGAAAAGCUUCUCGCCCCAUUUCUCAGGAGAAAGCACGAACAGCAUCAAGAGUUUCAAUAUAGUGUCGUUAAUAAUGCAAAUAAAAGCUAAAAAUCGUUUAAAAGGAUUUUUAAAUAAUAAUAAUUUUUAUUUUAAUAAAACAAAAUACUUUGAAAAUUCCUAAGGGUUCUAUCCUUAGAGGCAUUUCAGUGUUAACAAACGAUUAAAUAAAUGAGAGUUUACC